Molecule: messenger RNA, 252 nt
Organism: Rotaria sp. Silwood1
Lineage: Eukaryota; Metazoa; Rotifera; Eurotatoria; Philodinida; Philodinidae
Source: the annotation of a GenBank genome assembly
AUGCCAUCAUCAUUUCGUUUACUUUAUGAACAAGCUGAGCCAACAUCAGCUCUUCAAAAUGAUGGUCGAGAUUCAAUGAAACUUUUUUCAUGUUCAUCAUGCACAUCGAUCUGGCAAACAUGGACGAUUUCGAUUACCGAAUCUGUUUAUUCUUCAACCUCAGCAUCAUCUCAAACUCGACUUAUUCGACAAUCAACCGGAAAACAACAAUAUCGUAGUCUACAAGAUCUUAUUCAUUUUCGUGGACAAUGA